AUGACGACGUGCCGUCUGCUGUGCGCCCUGUUGGUGCUUGCCCUGUGCUGCUGCCCGUCCGUGUGCGUGACGGAGGGUAGCGGAGAACAAGCUAGGGUCAGUGGUUCAACGACUGCUCAGUCACAGGGAACAAGUGGUGCAGGGCAAGCAAAUACUUCCAUGACGUCAAGUUCAACACCUCCGACCGUCACAUUAUCGGAAACCGGAGAUCCGGACGGUGAGGGAGCCGCUCCGGCAGGGAAUCCAGAUAAAGCAACUCCGGAGUCUAUUACAAAAGAGGUACCAGGUGGGUCCGAUGGGUCAGGGUCGUCAGGUGGGUCCGUUAGCCCAAAUACAUCGUCAAGUUCCGUGACCGCUUCUGUAUCGGCACAAAGUGAGAAGGAAAAUGCGCCAACUACGACAACCACGACUACGACAAAAGCACCAACUACCACCACCACUACGACUACGGAGGCGCCAACUACAACGACGACCCGCGCACCGUCACUUCUUCGCGAAAUCGACGGCAGCCUCAGCAGCUCUGCGUGGGUGUGUGCCCCGCUGCUGCUCGCCGUAUCCGCGCUGGCGUACACCACUCUGGGCUGA
Messenger RNA from Trypanosoma cruzi, 585 nucleotides. Its product is annotated as mucin TcMUCII, putative. Bases 1 to 585 code for a protein of 194 amino acids. The transcript has a single exon. The record is from RefSeq and is a predicted model, not a curated record. NCBI's taxonomy places the organism in Eukaryota, Euglenozoa, Kinetoplastea, Trypanosomatida, Trypanosomatidae.